GGACAGAUGGGCCCUGGGGUGGGGGGUGAGUUGGAGAGUGGAGGGUGGGGAUGAAGACCUGGCCCUUCCCACCCCACCCCACCCUAAAUCCCCCACCUGCCGGGUAUCUGCAGAUAGGGCCUCAGUUGCCUAUAUCUUGAUAGCAAGGCUGGGGAAACUCUGGGGGUUGAUGAUGGCAGAAUCUUUUGGGAACCCAGCGUUGGGACUCAGCCCCUUCCCAUCCCUACGAAGUCCCACCUGCUGAACUAUGACCUUUGACCCUGGCUUUUACUUGGUUCUUUUGGGGGCAGGGUGUAAAAGGACUGGAAGGGGUGUUAGAAUGUAUUUGGCCAGGGAAGUAGGUGGACAGAGUGCAGGGCCAUGAGGAAUGGGUAUCAGUGACAGUGAGUGUGAAGCUGGUUGGUCUGUUGACUGUGCUCUGUGCUCUGGUAUUUUGUGUGCAUUUACAAGUGUGCUAGUUCCUCCUGGGACUGUGGCGUGAGUGUGUCUGUGAUGUGUGAGCCUCUCAGAGUGCCUACAAAGUGCCUGUGCACUUGUUCACAGCUCCCAGCUUUGUCUGUGUGUGUCCGUGCUAAGGGUUCUGUGUACAUGUGUGAAGUGUGUGCCUGCUGUACCUGCAUGUGUCUGUUGGUGUUCUGUCUGCUUUAUGACUGCAUGGUGGGAAUAUGUGAAGUUGCAUGAAUAUGUUUGGGUGUGAAAGAGUGUGCACCUAUGUAUCUUUCAUUGUGCAGGUACCGGCCCAGGCCCUGACACCUUGAAGAGAGAUGAGGAAGCCGAGAUUCAGAGAGGUUCAGACACGUGCCCGAGGUCACACAGCUAGUCUCACCUCCUGCUUCUCCUGCCUCCCCCCUGCACCAUGGCUCCAGGCCCCUUCUCCUCUGGGCUUCUCUCGCCACCACCUGCUGCUCUCCCUUUUCUGCUGCUGCUCUGGGCAGGGGCAUCUCGCGGCCAGCCCUGCCCCGGUCGCUGCAUCUGCCAGAACGUGGCACCCACACUGACCAUGCUGUGUGCCAAGACCGGCCUGCUCUUUGUGCCGCCCGCCAUCGACAGGCGCGUGGUAGAGCUGCGGCUCACCGACAACUUCAUUGCCGCUGUGCGUCGUCGAGACUUCGCCAACAUGACCAGCCUGGUCCACCUCACCCUGUCUCGCAACACUAUUGGUCAGGUGGCAGCCGGCGCCUUUGCUGACCUCCGUGCUCUCCGGGCCCUGCACCUUGACAGUAACCGCCUGGCAGAGGUGCGCGGGGACCAGCUCCGAGGCUUGGGUAACCUCCGCCACUUGAUCCUCGGCAACAAUCAGAUCCGUAAGGUGGAGUCGGCAGCUUUCGACGCCUUCCUGUCCACCGUGGAGGACCUGGAUCUAUCCUACAACAACCUGGAGGCACUGCCGUGGGAGGCGGUGGGUCAGAUGGUGAACUUGAACACCCUCACGCUGGACCACAAUCUCAUUGAUCAUAUUGCGGAGGGCACCUUUGUGCAGCUGCACAAACUCGUGCGCUUGGACAUGACCUCUAACCGUCUGCACAAACUGCCCCCCGAUGGGCUCUUCCUGAGGUCCCAGGGCGGUGGGCCCAAGCCACCCACCCCACUGACCGUCAGCUUCGGUGGCAACCCACUGCACUGCAACUGUGAACUGCUCUGGCUGCGGCGCCUGACCAGAGAGGAUGACUUGGAGACAUGCGCCACGCCCGAGCAUCUCACUGACCGCUACUUCUGGUCCAUCCCCGAGGAGGAAUUUCUAUGUGAGCCUCCGCUCAUCACGAGGCAGGCAGGAGGCAAGGCCCUAGUGGUGGAGGGCCAGGCUGUCAGUCUGCGCUGCCGGGCGGUGGGUGACCCUGAGCCCGUGGUGCAUUGGGUGGCCCCUGAUGGGCGACUGCUGGGGAACUCCAGCCGGACCCGGGUCCGUGGGGAUGGAACGCUGGAUGUGACCAUCACCACCUUGAGGGACAGCGGUACCUUCACUUGCAUAGCCUCCAAUGCUGCGGGGGAAGCCACUGCCCCGGUGGAGGUAUGUGUGGUACCUCUGCCACUGAUGGCGCCCCCACCUGCUGCCCCACCACCUCUCACUGAGCCUGGUUCUUCUGACAUCGCCACACCAGGCAGACCUGGUGCCAACGACUCAGCCACUGAACGACGGCUUGUGGCUGCCGAACUCACGUCCAGCUCUGUGCUCAUCCGCUGGCCAGCUCAGAGGCCAGUGCCUGGCAUCCGAAUGUACCAAGUGCAGUACAACAGCUCUGCAGAUGACUCUCUAGUCUACAGGAUGAUCCCUUCUACCAGCCAGACCUUCCUGGUGAAUGAUCUGGCGGCUGGCCGCGCCUAUGACUUGUGUGUGCUGGCAGUCUACGAUGACGGGGCCACCGCCCUGCCGGCUACCAGAGUAGUGGGCUGUGUGCAGUUCACCACGGCGGGAGAUCCCGCACCGUGCCGCCCACUGAGGGCCCACUUCUUGGGCGGCACCAUGAUCAUCGCCAUCGGGGGCGUCAUUGUAGCCUCGGUCCUCGUUUUCAUCGUUCUGCUCAUGAUUCGUUACAAGGUGUACGGCGAUGGGGACAGCCGUCGCAUCAAAGGCACGUCCAGGUCGCCCCCUCGGGUCAGCCACGUGUGCUCUCAGACCAACGGCGGCGGCGGCUCAGGCGCACAACAGGCCUCCGCCCCACCAGCUCCAGACCGCUACGAGGCGCUGCGGGAGGUGGCGGUCCCUGCAGCCGUCGAGGCAAAGGCGACCGAGGCGGAGGCGACUUCCACUGAGCUAGAGGUGGUGCUUGGACGCUCUCUGGGUGGCUCAGCCACCUCGCUAUGCUUGCUGCCCUCCGAGGAAACUUCUGGGGAGGAGCCUAGGGCCGUGACGGGUCCUCGAAGGAGCCGCUCGGGGGCCUUGGGGCCUCCGACUUCAGCGCCCCCAACGCUAGCUCUGGUUCCUGGGGGAGCCCCAGCCCGGCCGAGGCCACAACAACGCUAUUCCUUUGACGGGGACUACGGAGCGCUGUUCCAGAGUCACAGUUACCCGCGCCGCGCCCGGCGGACAAAGCGCCACCGGUCCACGCCACACCUGGACGGGGCCGGAGGGGGCGCGGCCGGGGAAGACGGAGACCUGGGGCUGGGCUCCGCCCGGGCACGCCUGGCCUUCACCAGCACCGAAUGGAUGCUGGAGAGUACCGUGUGAGCGCCCGGCGCACGGGCACCGGGACGCCAGUGGGGCCGCACUUAGUUGCCCAGCCCGGCCGGAUGCGGGGAAGGCUGGAGAGAAGGGAUGCGCGAGGGGCGGGGCCAGCCGCAGUCGGGCCGAGCCCACUCGCGUCCGGGAUCGGAGGCGGGCCGCCGGCCUCUCCGACUCCACCCCUCCGCCCCGCCCCCCGCGCGCUCGCGGACCUUGCCGGAGCCGGUGCCUUACACAGCGAAGCGCGGGGAGGGGCGGGCCCCCCCACACUGCAGCACUGAGACACGAGUCCCCUCCCCCACCCGGGACCCUGGGGCGGGGGCGAGGGGCCCAUUCCUUGUAUCUGGCUGGACUAGAUCUCAUUCUGCCCCGCGGCGGCCUCCAAAGCCUCCAGUCCCCUCAGCCCCAGUCCCCUCCCUGGUCCCACCUAGUCUGGUUUGGAGGGAGGGGCUCCUCCUUUCUCCUCUCUGUGUCCACGUCUUUCCUGCCCACUGUCGUCCGUCCGUCUUAAGUCUUUCCCUACUUGUCUCCCCUUUCUCUGUUCCGUGGUCGUCUCUUCUCCCUCUGACCGCCCUUGAUUUUUUAGUUUAUUUUUUUGUUCUGUGUCCUUCCUUGUCUCUCCUGAUUCCCUCUCCUCAGCAUCUCCCGGGCAGGUCCCACUGAAGGACCAGACUCUUCCCUCUGCCUUCCUGUCCCCACAAUGAAUCCCCACACAGACAAAAUCCAAAAACCAAAUCCCUCUAUUGGAGCCGGGACCCUCCGCCGCAGCAGAAUUAAACUUUUUUCUGUGUCUGA
Messenger RNA from Onychomys torridus (southern grasshopper mouse), 3955 nucleotides. It is a transcript of the gene Lrfn1, whose product is annotated as leucine rich repeat and fibronectin type III domain containing 1. The transcript has 5 exons. The record is from RefSeq and is a predicted model, not a curated record. Lineage: Eukaryota; Metazoa; Chordata; Mammalia; Rodentia; Cricetidae. The coding region runs from base 857 to 3166 and encodes 769 amino acids. Gene Ontology annotation, molecular function: protein binding.